GUGGGGCGGCGGCUCGGAAGUGACAGCGCACGGCCAGGCCAGGGAGCGCGCCCCCCAGUGCGGCCCCUACCUAGCUAGGCUCAGGCAGGGGGCACCCCCCAUGGGGGAGGCGUCUCCCCGCUUGUGGCAGGAGCCAUGUUGUCCCGGAAGGGCAUCAUUCCCGAGGAGUACGUGCUGACCCGCCUGGCCGAGGACCCCGCCGAGCCGCGGUACCGAGCGCGGGAGCGCAGGGCCCGCUUCGUGUCCAAGAACGGCAACUGCAACGUGGCGCACAAGAACAUCCGCGAGCAGGGCCGCUUCCUGCAGGACGUCUUCACCACGCUGGUGGACCUCAAGUGGCCGCACACGCUGCUCAUCUUCACCAUGUCCUUCCUGUGCAGCUGGCUGCUCUUCGCCAUGGUCUGGUGGCUCAUCGCCUUCGCCCACGGGGACCUGGCGUCCAGCGAGGACACCGAGGCGGCCUGCGUGACCAACAUCCACUCCUUCGCCUCGGCCUUCCUCUUCUCCAUCGAGGUGCAGGUGACCAUCGGCUUCGGAGGGCGCAUGGUGACGGAGGAGUGCCCGCUGGCCAUCCUCAUCCUCAUCCUGCAGAACAUCGUGGGGCUCAUGAUCAACGCCAUCAUGCUGGGGUGCAUCUUCAUGAAGACGGCCCAGGCGCACCGCCGAGCCGAGACCCUCAUCUUCAGCAAGCACGCGGUCAUCGCCGUGCGCCAGGGUCGCCUCUGCUUCAUGCUGCGCGUGGGGGACCUGCGCAAGAGCAUGAUCAUCAGCGCCACCAUCCACAUGCAGGUGGUGCGCAAGACCACCAGCCCCGAGGGCGAGGUGGUGCCCCUCCACCAGGUGGACAUCCCCAUGGAGAACGGGGUGGGGGGCAACAGCAUCUUCCUGGUGGCCCCCCUCAUCAUCUACCACGUCAUCGACGCCAACAGCCCGCUCUACGACCUGGCCCCCGGCGACCUGCACCACCACCAGGACUUGGAGGUCAUUGUCAUCCUCGAGGGCGUGGUGGAGACGACAGGCAUCACCACCCAGGCCCGCACCUCCUACCUGGCCGACGAGAUCUUGUGGGGCCAGCGUUUUGUCCCCAUUGUGGCCGAGGAGGAUGGCCGCUACUCCGUGGACUACUCCAAGUUUGGCAACACCGUCAAAGUACCCACGCCCCUCUGCACAGCCCGUCAACUGGAUGAGGACCACAGUCUGCUGGACGUUGUCACUAUGGCCUCUGCCCGUGGACCCCUGCGCAAGCGGAGUGUGGCUGUGGCGAAAGCCAAACCCAAGUUCAGCAUCUCUCUGGAUUAGCCAGGCCCCCUGGAAUCCUCCUUGGGGUAUAUAUGCCCACAGGCAGUGUGGUGUGGUGUGUAGCUGGACACGAUGCACUUCUAUGCCCAAGGCCAGUCCGGGUCCUGAGGUGAGGCUGGGCCCUUUCAGUUCAGCCUCCCCCAUGCUGCUCACUUGUCACGAUGCUAUUUCUAGCCACCGCAGGUUAUUUUUGUCCCUGCUUCUCCCUGUUUCAGCUCAGUACCUAUUCGGCUUGUCCCUGGUUUCAGGGGGCUGUGGAAAGCAUCAGGCAACCCUAUCCUAGACCCCCUUGAUCCAUCAGCCAGUUGGGCAGGUGUCUGAAGAAGAACAGUGUCUGGAUUGGAGUCCACAGUUCUG
Suncus etruscus (white-toothed pygmy shrew) is the source of this 1656-nucleotide messenger RNA. It is a transcript of the gene KCNJ11, whose product is annotated as potassium inwardly rectifying channel subfamily J member 11. Gene Ontology annotation, biological process: regulation of monoatomic ion transmembrane transport; potassium ion import across plasma membrane. The coding region runs from base 136 to 1299 and encodes 387 amino acids. Gene Ontology annotation, molecular function: ATP-activated inward rectifier potassium channel activity. The transcript has a single exon. Gene Ontology annotation, cellular component: plasma membrane. The record is from RefSeq and is a predicted model, not a curated record. NCBI's taxonomy places the organism in Eukaryota, Metazoa, Chordata, Mammalia, Eulipotyphla, Soricidae.